Molecule: messenger RNA, 688 nt
Organism: Desarmillaria tabescens
Lineage: Eukaryota; Fungi; Basidiomycota; Agaricomycetes; Agaricales; Physalacriaceae
Exons: 2
Coding region: 129-416 (95 amino acids)
Source: RefSeq, a predicted model, not a curated record
CGCGUCUCGAUGCGCAGCCAUGUAUUUUGUCUUCAAAACCUCGUAUUACCAUCUUUAAACUCGUAUAAUCCAUAUGGAGACCUUCUCAAUUGUUAAAACAUUAUCUGACACCCUUGCAUCCAUCCGAAAUGCCACCCUUGAGUCGCUUCACCAUCGUAUCACACAAACCAUUGAUUCUGACCAUGUCCCCUUCACAUAUAUCUGCUCAUUACCCAAGGAAGCUCCAAGAGAAGUCCAGCUCCGUGCUGCUCUUGCUUCUUAUGAGCGUUGAGACUGAGCAGUCAUUGCAGGGACAGGACCUUGGUUUUGCAGCUACAGAUUUCAACGCAGUCGCCUUCUUGGGCUUUGGAUUGAGGAUGAACUGGGUUGAUGAACUGGCAGCUGUUGGCACUGCUGAGGAUGAAAUGGGAGUAUAAAAGACAUGUGUAGAGCAAAGAGAUUCUUCUGGUAAUGGAUUCGAUUGCUGGACCAUGGCUAACGAAAUGUACAGAGCAAAGUCGUGUCGAGACACAAUAGUAUCUGAACGAAAUGGAUGCGAUCACCACCAAAAUCCCAAUAUGGUAAUGACUCGAAUGGCCUUUUUGGGCCUCGGCAAAUGCCUAACCAUGUCGCCUAUGAAUUAAAAGUCAGCUUUACAGGUCCCCUACAUCGACGCUUGCUCAUUGUAGGGGUCCAGUCACAGGUCUAA